Messenger RNA from Fukomys damarensis (Damara mole-rat), 4004 nucleotides. RefSeq names its product proton activated chloride channel 1 (gene Pacc1). Bases 190 to 1011 code for a protein of 273 amino acids. The transcript has 7 exons. NCBI's taxonomy places the organism in Eukaryota, Metazoa, Chordata, Mammalia, Rodentia, Bathyergidae. Gene Ontology annotation, cellular component: cell surface. The record is from RefSeq and is a predicted model, not a curated record.
GAGGAGUUGGACCAGGUCGUUGAGAACUCAGAGCAGGCAGACGAGCUGGACAAGGAGAUCAUCGAGGUCCAAGGUCCGGGUGCCAUUCCAGGCCUGGACAGCGAGUCGGCCUCCAACAGCCUGCACUUCAGCAAGGCCUGCCUGAAGAACGUCUUCUCCGUCCUGCUCAUCUUCAUCUACCUGCUGCUCAUGGCCGUGGCCGUCUUCCUGGUCUACCAGACCAUCACGGACUUCCGCGAGAAGCUCAAGCACCCCGUCAUGUCCGUGUCCUACAAGGAGGUGGAUCGCUACGACGCGCCAGGUAUCGCCCUUUACCCUGGGCAGGCCCAGCUGCUCAGCUGCAAGCACCACUACGAGGUUAUCCCACCUCUGAUGAGGCCUGGCCAGCCUGGCGACAUGGACUGCACCACCCAGAGGAUCAACUACACGCACUCCUUCUCCAACCAGACUGUGAAAUCCGCCCUGGUGGUUCAGGGGCCCCAGGAAGUGAAGAAGCGGGAGCUGGUCUUCCUUCAGUUCCGGCUGAACGGGAGCAGCGAGGACUUCAGCGCCAUCGACUACCUCCUCUUCUCUUCCUUCCAGGAGUUCCUGCAAAGUCCGGACAAGGCGGGCUUCAUGCAGGCCUGCGAGAGCGCCUACUCCAGCUGGAAGUUCUCAGGGGGCUUCCGCACCUGGGUCAAGAUGUCGCUGGUGGAGACCAAGGAGGAAGACGGGCGGGAGGCAGUGGAGUUCAGACAGGAGACCAGCGUGGUGAACUACAACGACCAGAGGCCAGCCGCAGAGAAGAGUGCCCAGCUGUUCUUUGUGGUCUUCGAAUGGAAAGAUCCUUUCAUCCAGAAAGUCCAAGACAUAAUCACAGCCAACCCCUGGAACACAAUCGCUCUUCUCUGUGGGGCCUUCCUGGCAUUAUUUAAAGCAUCAGAGUUUGCCAAGCUGAGUGUGAAGUGGAUGAUCAAAAUCAGGAAGCGAUACCUUAAAAGAAGAGGCCAGGCGACAAACCACAUAAGCUGAAGCACCCCUCACUCGCAGACCUGCCGCGUUCACGGAGUCCUCACCACUUCCACUUUGAUCCACCGAGCACCCAAGGCCCAUCCUGUACUCACUUGAAGGAAGGGACCUCGCAGGGAGGAGCAGAUGGUCAAACUGGGAUUUCCGACCUGGCCCGGAAAGGGGAGAGACCCAGCAGAUAAGCCGCAAGUUAUUUAAGUUUUAAAUUAUUAAUGUUUUAUAGAGUUUGCCUGCACAGGUUUGUGGAAGAUGCCUUUCUUCCUGUUUGGUUCACUGUGUAAUGAAGCUCCAGGAUAAUUAAGGCUUUAUAGUUUUUCCUUUAGUUUUUCUAUGGUUUUUCGAGUGGAGAAGAAAAGUGUGAUUUAUGUUUCUUCAAAAAUCAUGGCAAGAUGCGUGGCCCCCCGUCUUGGAAUCUUGGCACUGUACAGAAAGGCGGGCAAACCCCGUGACUGACGGUUGUCCAGGCUGCCUGCCUCUUAUUUGCUAAUGAGACUCUGAAGCUACUAGGACCAUGGAUUAAAUUUCUUACGGACUAACUAGCUGCCUGCUUCUCUGGCUGGAACCUGUGUUGAUGCAGGUGAGUUUAGUGACUAAGCGUCAAAAGCACUAGCAGAGGUGUGGACGGUAGGUGCCUAGCCAGUGCAUUUCGAUCAUGUCACUAAUAGAUAAUAAAGUUGGGUUCAUAUGAAAGGGACGAGUGCCAAGAUGAGUUCACGGAAGUGGAUUCAGCUGGAUUCACACCCAGUGAGCAGGCACUGGUUGCUUUCCACUGUGAGCUCCACACAAAACAGCAGUCUGGACUCCUGCACCCACGGCCCCGCCCCCUCCAGCUGUGCCAGCCACUUCAAAAGUAGGUAUUGUGUGUGUUGACUGCCUGAGUGUUAUAAAAACUGCUUCAGAGUUUUCAAUUACAUACAUCCCACUGCUUCCAAAGAGGGUGUGGCAGCACUUCCUAAAUUCACUAAUCUGGCCAUAGCUGAUCCAAAGAGGAACUCAGAUGGGUAAGUAGGGCACUUUUAGCUCAUGCCUAAUUUAGCAUCAAGAACUUUUUUGGCUGAAUUAUUAUGAAGUUUGGGCCGGGGAUUUAGCCAGCGGUUCGGUGGCCUGCCUUGCAAGCGCAAGGACCCGAGUUCAAUCCCUGGUACCAAAAAAAAAAAAAGUGAACUUUGUGUAAAGAAAUAUUGCCUGCUGCUUCUCUCCACAGAAGCGUGAACAUUCAUGUUUUAGCCUGGUCUCUUUAUAAAACCUGACUGCAGGGCAUAUAAAGCUAGAUAUGAAGCUGGGUGUGGCGGGCACACAGGUAACCCCAGCACACUCAGAGCUGAGGCAGGACUGAAAGCCUGGGCAACUUAGUGAGACCCUGUAUGAAAAUUUAAAACACUGACAAAAGCUGGGGAUGUAGCUCACUAAAAGGCUCUGGAUUCAAACCCAGUGCUCUGAAAGACAAAAACCCCUUAUAGUAACUAGAAAAACAGCUUUUUAAGCUUCUCUAGAGGGUAGGGGUACAUACAGCUCAGUGGUAGUUUAUGCUUAAUGUACACGAGGCCCUGGCUUUGAGCCCCAGCACAAAAAUACCUCCCCUAAAACCUCCCACAUCACUUUACUGUUAAUACAGGAAUACUGUUUGCCUCAAUGAACAUACUGUUUACUGUAUUGUGGAAAGUUGAGACUUAGGUUUUAGAUAUGAGGUUAUUAAGAAGGAAGCGUUUUUAUGUAUUAAACUAUGAGCUGCAGCCUGUCAGCAUCUACUGUGCCUGUUCUUCAGUAAAGCAACCCUCAGGCUUCUCCCAGGGUGUUGGCCGCUGUCGGCCCACUGUCUUGUCUGUUCUGGGGGCCUGGAAAGAACCCGAGUGUGUGGUUAGGACAAGGUGGAUCUGCUGUACAUACGUGCCACAGAGCACGGGGGACUGUCCUGGAAGGAGGAAUUUCUUCUGGGGCAGCAGAGAGCAGAGGGGCUGCCUUCACAGUGCCUGGGCUGGUCUUUCACCAUUGGUAAAGAAGCGGUUGAAACACGUUACAGUAAUGUCUGACCCCUACCGCACCAGUCCCGUACUUCACAAAAAGUGCUACUAUGGAUUAGGAGAAACGUCCUCCUGGGUCUGUUUUAAUUAAAACUAAGCCUAUCUUCUGAGCCUAGAAAGAUGGGAAGGAAGAUGGAAGGACAUCCUAGAACCUGGAGUUUUGUGAAGAUACUCGCGGCUGGAACCUGAUCUGUGCACCCAAGUCUUCCCGAUUUUAGUUGGAAUUCAUCCUACCAUUUGAAUACUCCCUCUAAAUAUGCACGCGUAUAUAUGAUGAAGGGGAACCGGUUGGCCUCUCCUGGAUAUAUAUGCUUAGAGCUGAAAAAAGCAAAGAUGACGCAAGGCAAAAUACAAACAUAGACUUUAUUAAAUGCUGCUCAAUCCCCCAAUGAAGAUCUUUCAUUACAAAACAGUUUCCACACAACUGCAAGUUAAGAGAUUGGAAUGGUACUCUGAUAAGAAAAGAUGUGAGAAAUACCCGACCAGGUAAAACAUACAAGACCUUUCUGGAGUCAACUUUCCAGUGCUCUACGGAGGAAGCCUACUGCAUUUCCUUUAAAUAAAGCCAGGCAGUGACAACUAGCACCGUGCGCACCACACACGGGACCUGAAGCCUCCUCCCUGGGGUGCCAGGCGGCGGCGGAGAGGAAUGGACCGGCAGCGGUGUCCACCUGCCCUGCAAGACUGAUCUGGGUUCGCCCUGGGGCACUGCAGGUGAACGGGUACUGGUGAGGGACACUCUCAAGAAUUUUGGUUUACUGUCCCAGCUUUGCCCAUUUUGUGCUUUAAAAGACUGAAGAUUGACAUUUUUACACAAAUUCAGAAUACAGUAAUUCCUUCUGAUGAGGCGGGUGUAGGGUAGGAACCCACCUCAUGUUUUUGGGAGAGAUGAAGGGAAGGGGAAGGAUGGUACCUUAGUUUAUUUUAGGAAAAUACUCUUUGUACUGGGAUGUAACUAAGGUUUGCAGCAAUGUG